This is a messenger RNA of Tripterygium wilfordii, 1236 nucleotides long. RefSeq lists its product as uncharacterized. Lineage: Eukaryota; Viridiplantae; Streptophyta; Magnoliopsida; Celastrales; Celastraceae. The record is from RefSeq and is a predicted model, not a curated record. The coding region runs from base 69 to 1013 and encodes 314 amino acids. The transcript has 3 exons.
CCCUAUAUUUCGACGCCCCUUUUCUUAGAUGCUGGCGAUGAAAAGAAAAAAGAAACAAGCUUUUUCAAAUGGGGUUGUGCUUUCUUGCUUGCUUUCUUGUUUGUAAGCCUCGAAAGCUCCACCAUCUGCCAAAUGACAAUGGAGAUGAAACAAUUCAACUCUCUGAAUCAGAAAAAGAAAAACCCUUCAGCCCCAUGGCUGGAAUAAGAGAUAAGCCUGAGGACCAGAAGGUGUGUUUGGAUUUGAAUGUCAAAGCCAAAGAUGAUAUGGUGGAGAAAGAGAAACCAUGCAAGGAUGGAGUGUUUGAUUUGGAUUUGAAUGUCGAAGGCAAUGAUGAUAUGGUGGAGAAAGAAAAACCAUGCAAGGAUGGAGAGUUUGAUUUGGAUUUAGAUGACCAAAGGAUAUUGGUCCAGGAGGAAUUCUCAGACUCAUUAUUUUCUUUAUCAAUAGAUUCUAGAAAACGAGUCUUUGCUUUUGAACUGGGUGAAAAGGAAGUUAAUAGUCCAGUGCCCAAGUGGGGAAACUCAUUCUUCUCUUCAUCAAAUGAUGAAACAAGCCAAGCAUGUGAGGUUGAAGAACCAAACCCAGAUCCGGAUUCAGAUCGAAAUCGGCAGCCGGUUGCAAAUAUCAAACCCAGAACGACUCAAUCUAAGCAGAAACAAGAGACACAGGGCAUCAAUGGUCCAGAGCCUAGUUCUAAGCUAUUAGCAUGCAAUGCAAGAGCAAGAACCAGAUCGGAAGGAACAUCAACUUCCAACAUUACUACUAAUUCUGGAGGGAAUUUAGCAGCAGAGAGAGAAUUUUCACCAAUAGUUAUCCAAGAUGAGCCAAAUUUUGGAGCAACAACACUAGAACAUGUUGAACAACACUCCGCUUCUGCAUCUCCAAAACAGUGUAGAAAAGCGCCAACUUUAGGGACCGUGGGGAGCUUCUGGGUUUAUACUGGGCAGAUAAAAGAUGCAGACUCAGAACAUCCUUGCGAAGAAGUGCCAAGAAUAAGUACCCGGAUGUAGGUUUUGAAAUGGAAAGAUAGUGAUUUUUUUUUCUGAAAAAUAAAUAACUUGUACUUCACUUAAACUACAAGUGCAACUAGCAUGUAGCAAACCUUGCUUUCAGAUGUAAUUUGUUCUCACCUGUGUUUCGAUGGGUGGCAUAGAGUGCCUAUCCAUCUCUUUCACCAAAGGUGAUGCUUUUUCGAGAUUUAUAAAGAGCAAUGAUAUGCAAGUACUCUGAAAA